Messenger RNA from Colletotrichum karsti, 801 nucleotides. RefSeq lists its product as uncharacterized. The transcript has a single exon. NCBI's taxonomy places the organism in Eukaryota, Fungi, Ascomycota, Sordariomycetes, Glomerellales, Glomerellaceae. Bases 1 to 801 code for a protein of 266 amino acids. The record is from RefSeq and is a predicted model, not a curated record.
AUGCAUCCCCUAACCCUCCUCCCCCUCCUCCUCCUCCCCCUCACCACAGCCCUCACCCCACGCGACAUCUCCAUCCAGACCUUCGAACGCGCCUUCCUCUCCACCAUCCCCUGGUCCCACCCGAACCACACCACAAAACUAAUCGGCUUCAAACGCAUCCUCCUCACCCCCUCGCAACACGCCCACCUGGCCUCCUCCAUCGCCUCCUCCCCCGCCCAGUGGGCCGCCUUCACCUCCGCCUACCACGACCCGGACGAACGCACCAUGCGCGUCUACUUCCCCGUCGAGAACGCCCUCAUGUACCACCACGACGCCCUCAUCGAGGCCAACACCCACGGCGAACACCCGCACGAGGAGAUUGCAGGCGACCUCGCAGUCCUCGGCCGCUACCGCACCGACGCCGUCACGGGCGUCCCCGGGAACGUGCUCAGGGACGGCGUGAUCUACCUCGCGGAGCCGGCGUACCCGGUCCGUCGGUACGGCGAGGCGGGGAACAUCCUCGUGUACGACUUUGGCUGGCGCGAGGGGGCCCACGAGCACUCGCACGAGCACGACCGUACCAUCGGGCCCCGCGCCGAGGGGAAGGGCGGCUCGUGCAAGCAGAACCACGGCGGGAGGGUGUGUUCGCAGGUGUACGGGAUCAACCACGGGCGAUGCCCGCGGGAUUACUCGGGGUGCAUCGAUUACAACGGGUGGCCGGUGAAGUCGUGCAAGGACCACGGCAACAAGUUCGCGUUCCCGGGGAGCGACUGCUUCACGGCCGUUGCGAGGGGUCACUGCUGGAACGAGAUUCCGGGGUGA